AUGGAGAACUUAGACUUUCUUCAAUUCAACACCUCCUGCAGGAAGACCAUUCAUUCCUACUCUGAGGACAUUCUCACUUACAGUCUGUUGUCCUGUGUCACGCUGCUCACCGUGGUUCUCAACCUGCUCGUCAUCAUCUCUAUUUCCCACUUCAGGAAGCUCUACACCACCACCAACCUCCUCCUCCUCUCUCUGGCUGUCUCAGACUUCCUUGUGGGUCUCCUGCUGAUGCCAUUUGAACUUUUCAUGCGAAGCUGCUGGAUCAUAGGUAACUUUAUGUGUGCUGUGACUUACUUUGUCGGAUUUUUAUUUGUCAAUGCCUCAGUAGGAACCAUGGUUCUCAUAUCAGUUGACCGCUACAUAGCAAUCUGUGACCCCAUGUUUUACUCCACCAAAGUUACUCUGAAAAGAGUUCAGCUCUGUGUUUGUCUGUGUUGGAUAUUUUCAUCUGUCCAUGGGAGUUUAAUGAUGAAGGAUUUCCUAAAGCAGCCGGACAGGUACGAUCCCUGUUAUGGACAGUGCUGUAUUGUAAUCAAUGAAAAUGAAGGAACUGUUGAUCUUAUUGUGACCUUUAUCGGACCCAUCACUGUCAUCAUAGUUCUGUAUAUGAGAGUUUUUGUGGUGGCUGUGUCGCAGGCUCGAGCCAUGCGCUUUCAUUCUGCAGCUGUUACAUUCCAGCGUCCAGAGACUGUAACUGCAAAGAAAUCUGAGUUGAAAGCAGCCAGGACUCUUGGUGUUGUCAUAGCUGUGUUUCUGAUGUGCUUCUGCCCAUUUUACUGUGUGUCCUUGUCAGGCCGUAAGAUCUUGGUUAGCUCUUCAAAUGAGGAUUUUACUGUUUUUGUGAUGUAUUUUAACUCCUGUCUAAACCCUCUGAUCUAUGCUUUUUUUUACCCCUGGUUUAGAAAAUCUAUUAAAUUCAUUGUUACACUUGAGAUUCUACAGCCCGACUUGCGUGAGGCCAACAUACUCUAG
Molecule: messenger RNA, 972 nt
Organism: Toxotes jaculatrix (banded archerfish)
Lineage: Eukaryota; Metazoa; Chordata; Actinopteri; Toxotidae
Product: trace amine-associated receptor 13c-like
Exons: 2
Coding region: 1-972 (323 amino acids)
Biological process (GO): G protein-coupled receptor signaling pathway
Cellular component (GO): membrane
Molecular function (GO): trace-amine receptor activity
Source: RefSeq, a predicted model, not a curated record